AUGUCAUCUCCUGAGAACCACUGGCUCUCUCCUGGUCGUCUAGCUUCCGUUCUGAAUCCAUCAUCGUCCACUUCUGGUGAGCUGCUACCCAAACCUCCUGACCCCCCUGACCCAUCACUACCCCCAUCAGUUACCGAUUUUCCCCAUCUCCUUCAUCCCCCUUCUUCUUCUACUUCCCCCAAAUUUACUACUGUUACUGCUACAGUUAACCCUAAUACUGCCCUCCAAUUCUCCUUUGAGAUUUUGCAGGAGCCAUCUACUACUUCUUCUUCCACUGAUCCUCAUUUAGUCUCUGAUGUUACCAUGAGUGACAGUGUGGAAGUUCCCUCCUCUUCUGCUGAGGAUGUCACUACUAACUCGAACACUGAACCUAUACUCAUUACCAUCCCUCCGAAAAACUCCUCCCCUAUCCUUACUAAUAAAGCUUAUGCUCCUUCUCCCUCUUCAACUAAACCCCUUGCCUCCAAACCUGACCCCAAUCUCUUAAGCUCUAACCGUAACCCUAUUCCCAUUCGCUCAUCCUCUAACCCUAUCCCUAAGCGCUCAUACCCUAACCUUUCCUCUAAAUCCUCAACUCCCAAACCCCCCAUUAACUAA
This is a messenger RNA of Brassica oleracea var. oleracea, 597 nucleotides long. RefSeq names its product putative protein TPRXL. The coding region runs from base 1 to 597 and encodes 198 amino acids. The record is from RefSeq and is a predicted model, not a curated record. Lineage: Eukaryota; Viridiplantae; Streptophyta; Magnoliopsida; Brassicales; Brassicaceae. The transcript has a single exon.